CGAUGUAUCCGGAUGUUAGCCGGCUAAGGCCUAUGGCUAAUGCUAAAGCUAAGUAUCGAGAGCAAAAGGUGCAUCAUAUCGCAUUACAACCAUUUUGCUUCCACAAAUGUCAUCUCACAUCCCUAUAACCGCCCGGGCUCAGCCGGCAGCCGCCAGCCAUGCCGCUCCCCGGGGGAAGAAACGGACUGGUGGUCUGGCGGUUUCUGUCGCUCAGCAGGCCGCCGGGAGCUGCAGCAGCAGCAGCAAGAAGAAGAAAGGCCAACUGACAGCGACACCAACAAUACAGACACAGAUAACAGCUGUGGAGUUGGUGGCUGAGGUGAAGCCAGUGGGAACAGUUGAUUGCGGACCAAUUGCCAUCACUGAGUCCACAGCAAAGCCUCCACCCUUCAAAGACCCCACAUUUAUGCAUUCUGGGAUUGGUGGAGCAGCGGCAGGUAAAAAGAACAGGACCUGGAAGAAUCUCAAACAGAUUCUGGCGUUGGAGCGGACUUUACCCUGGAAGCUCAACGAUCCCAACUACUACAGCAUUGAUGCCCCUCCCUCCUUGAAGCCGCCCAAGAAAUACUCUGACAUCUCUGGACUCCCUGCAAACUACACAGACCCUCAGACAAAGCUACGCUUCACGUCCUCUGAAGAGUUCUCCUACAUCCGCCUCCUCCCCACUGAUGUUGUUACAGGCUACCUGGCCCUCCGAAAGGCAACUUGCAUCGUGCCCUGACAGCUGAGCAAGGCUUGAAACCUAAAACAGGUUCAAACCAGAACUUAACUCAUGUCAGUGCAGGAAGCUGUUGGGCUAGCCGGGAGACGCGGAGAGCACAGGACAGAACAGCUGGAGCUCACAGGCCACUGCUGAACAUUUGCACUGCAAGGCAAUCCGAGUCAGAAUUUUUACUGUGUGAUAAAAUAAAGUUUUUCAUUUUUUCAUUUUC
Messenger RNA from Etheostoma cragini (Arkansas darter), 932 nucleotides. RefSeq names its product INO80 complex subunit C (gene ino80c). NCBI's taxonomy places the organism in Eukaryota, Metazoa, Chordata, Actinopteri, Perciformes, Percidae. The coding region runs from base 107 to 721 and encodes 204 amino acids. The record is from RefSeq and is a predicted model, not a curated record. Gene Ontology annotation, cellular component: Ino80 complex. The transcript has 5 exons. Gene Ontology annotation, biological process: chromatin remodeling.